AUGUCUGCCACUACAACUCAGACAUCCGUGUCUACCACCCUCUCGGGAGCCCAAGAUUCUUCAUAUGUCCCGCGGGGUCCAGUAAACACGACACUGAACUUUUUCCGAGAGCCCGAGGACGGGUCAAAGCCACAUAACUAUGUGGAGAAACAACCCGACGGCAAGCCUCAGCGCAACUUUGGCGAGACGGUGGUUGAGGUACAGAUGAAUGAUAUCCGCGGCCGAGAAAACGAAUUCAAUCUUGACAAGGACGCAUUUCAAGCUAUCAAGGGUGUCCCAUCAGAAGAGACGGAAUUCCUCGACGAUGAACACAUCAAACAGGUCUACUAUCCCGAGGUUGAAAAAUUACUGCUGGACAAUGUCCCCGGCGCACACAAGGUCACCAUCUUUGACCACACCAUCCGUCGAUCGAAUCCUGAGGCGCCACGUGCCCCUGUUACAAGAGUACACGUCGAUCAGACGGCGCGAUCGACUGAGUGGCGGGUGAAGUUGCACAAUCCCGACGAAGCAGAGGAGCUUCUAAAGGGUCGAUACCGCAUCAUCAACGUGUGGCGACCCAUCAACGGCGUCGUUCAGGCGCACCCGCUUGGCUUUGCCUCUGCUGAUUCUGUCGAUGAUGACGAUCUCAUCCCUGUCGAGCAUAGAUACCCUCAUCGGACGGGCGAGACGGCGGCGGUGAGGUACAACCCGAACCAGAAAUUCUACUACUGGUCAGGCAUGGACAAUGACGAGCGGCUUUUCUUGAAGUGCUAUGACAACAAAGAAGGCGUUGGUCAGAGAGUCCCCCACACGGCUUUUGUGGACCCGAGAACCCCCGUGAGAGCCAAGGGUCGGGAGAGCAUUGAGGUUCGCGCGUUGGUUUACGGUUAG
This is a messenger RNA of Fonsecaea nubica, 870 nucleotides long. RefSeq lists its product as hypothetical. Bases 1 to 870 code for a protein of 289 amino acids. The transcript has a single exon. Gene Ontology annotation, molecular function: oxidoreductase activity. NCBI's taxonomy places the organism in Eukaryota, Fungi, Ascomycota, Eurotiomycetes, Chaetothyriales, Herpotrichiellaceae. The record is from RefSeq and is a predicted model, not a curated record.